Messenger RNA from Babjeviella inositovora NRRL Y-12698, 1782 nucleotides. RefSeq names its product xylulokinase (gene XKS1). The record is from RefSeq and is a predicted model, not a curated record. The transcript has a single exon. Gene Ontology annotation, biological process: xylulose metabolic process. Gene Ontology annotation, molecular function: D-xylulokinase activity. Gene Ontology annotation, cellular component: cytosol. The coding region runs from base 1 to 1782 and encodes 593 amino acids. NCBI's taxonomy places the organism in Eukaryota, Fungi, Ascomycota, Pichiomycetes, Serinales.
AUGUCCAUAGAUCAAGAUUUAUUCCUCGGGUUCGACUUGUCCACCCAACAAUUGAAAAUCUCUAUCACCGAUGCUGCUUUAAAACACGUAAAGACCUACCAUGUGGAGUUUGACAUGGAAUACUCCCAGAAAUACGGGGUAUCCAAGGGUGUCAUCGCCAAUGACAAAACUGGAGAGAUUGUCUCUCCCGUAUUGAUGUGGGUGGAAGCCUUGCAAUACACUCUCGACACUAUGGCUAGAGAUAACUUUCCAUUCCAAAACGUCAAGGGAGUUAGCGGCUCGUGUCAGCAACACGGCUCGGUGUUCUGGUCCCAGACGGGCCAAUCUUCAUUGCAGGGCUUAUCCAGCGAUCGAUCCUUGCUUUACCAGCUCGAGGAAGCGUUUGCCUGGAAAAUGAGCCCGAAUUGGCAGGACCACAGCACCGGAGAAGAGGCCCGGGCCUUUGAAACCUGUAUCGGGGGAGAGGCCGGGUUGGCAGCUAUCACCGGCUCCAAGGCGCACUACCGCUUCACCGGCUUGCAGAUCCGCAAGUUGGCAAGAGCGGAGAACGAGUACUAUAGAAACACCUCUAGAAUCUCGCUCGUGUCCAGUUUCUUGAGCAGCUUGUUGGUAGGCGACAUCACCCGGAUUGAGGAGAGUGACGCCUGCGGGAUGAACUUGUACGACGUGGUGAAACGCGAGUACAACGCGGAAUUACUCAGCUUGGCAGCCGGGGUCCACCCGGAAGCGGAUUCCGCGGACGGAGCUACCACCAGCGCCGGGGUUGAAGCCUUGAAGCGUAAACUAGGUGCUGUAGAGCCGGUGGGACACCAAUCCGUUGGGAACGUCUCGCUGUACUACGUUGAGAAGUAUGGCUUUUCGCCCCAGUGCAAGGUUUUUGCCUUCACCGGCGACAACUUGGCCACUAUUCUUGCCUUACCCUUGCAAGGAAACGAUUUAUUGAUCUCCUUGGGAACCUCCACCACCGCGCUCUUGGUCACCGAGUCAUACAACCCGUCCCCAGUGUAUCACUUGUUCAUGCACCCAACGAUGGACAGGCACUACAUGGGGAUGAUCUGCUACUGCAACGGGUCUUUGGCCAGAGAGAAGGUGAGAGACGCGGUUAAUGGGGAUAAAUCUGGCUCUUGGGACACGUUCAAUGCGGUGCUAGACGCCUCCAGCAACUUUGACAAGAAAUUGGGGGUCUACUUCCCCUUGGGUGAAAUUGCGCCCAACGCGGCUGCCCAGACUAUGAGAUAUACCCUCGACGGAAAGACGCUUGUCCCGGGAGACUCCACUUGGACUUUUGAAGAUGAUGUGAGAUGUAUUGUGGAAUCUCAGGCUUUAAGCUGUCGACUCAGAUCCGGGCUCAUGAUGGCGAGCUCCCAGUACAGCGCGAAGGAACAAGAGCGCUUGAACAGCACCUACUUGGCCGCUUUUGGCGACCUUUACACUGACGGAAAGAAGCAGGGUUUGAACUCCUUGACCUCUACUCCCCAACGGUGCUUCUUUGUGGGCGGAGCAUCCCAGAACCCCUCUAUCGUCAAGAAAAUGGCCUCCAUCAUGGGGGCAUCCAAAAACUACCGCGUGGAUGUCUCCAACGCCUGUGCGAUGGGUGGCGCCUACAAAGCUAGCUGGAGUUAUCAGCAGGAAGUGGGCGAGAAGGCAGAGCUGUACAUGGAGUAUCUCAAUGCAAACUACGACGAACGUGAGUUGGAAGAGAUAUCUGUGGAUGCAGUAAGCGAGUCGUAUAUUGAAGGCUUAGGCAUGUUGGCCAAAAUCGAAGAGCAAUUGAAGCGCUAA